AUGACGUAUGUGACAGAGUGGUACAAGCAUGGACGACUGGCUGACGGCUUCUCUUGGCCAGAUACCAUUGAGCCAGGCUACCGUGACAAAAACGGCGUUCUCAGCUAUGAAAGAAACGGGGCUGUAUUCGUAGGAUGUUCAGGAUACGUAACCUACAAGAUGUUCGAUACCGAGGUCACCAUUGCCUUCGCCAAUCCAUAUAGGCAACGCGCUAGGAGUCGGGACCGGCGGCAAGCGCUAUUAAACUUGGCUUUCUGUUUUGUAGUUUCGCUGACAAAGGCAAAGAAAAAAGGCUUAGAUUUAAAAACAGGACUGGUGAAAGAGAUCCAAGAAUGUGUUGAUAAUUAUGCCUUCAUCUAUGUAUUCUCGGUGGAAAACAUGAGGAAUAGUAAAUUAAAGGAAGUAAGGAAUGAGUGGAAGCACAGAAGGUUUUUCUUUGGUAAGAACAAAGUUAUGACCAUUGCACUUGGACGAGAAAAAGAAGCAGAAUACAGAGAGAACCUACACAAGAUAGCUAAUAAACUAAAAGGUCAAUGUGGAUUGAUGUUUACAAAUCAGGCAAAAGAUGAUGUUGUCAGAUGGUUUAAAGAUUACAGUGAGCUGGACUAUGCCAGAUCAGGCAAUGAAGCAACAAGUGAUGUCACAAUAGAUGCAGGUCCUCUAGAACAGUUUCAACACUCGAUGGAACCACAGCUCAGGCAGCUAGGCCUCAACACAACUCUUAAGAAAGGAAUCAUAACUCUUGAAAGUGAUUUUCAAAUAUGUAAAGAGGGUGAUACGCUUACCCCUGAACAAGCAAGACUUCUGGUAAGAAAUCUGUUGAUAUUAUGUAGCUUAAGUAUGCACUGUACUUGCUUGUAUAUACAUGAAUGAUGAGCAAACACCCUGUAAGAAAGCACGUGUUCAAAGCUGUGUUUCUAUUAAGCAAUAAGACUAUGAGCUCGAGAUUUCAUCAACUAUCACGCAUAGAAAUCGAGAGCGAAUAUAGUAUAGUAUAAAUCUACUAGUCGUUCAAAACUUCAUCUAAAUUUUCUUCACAUACACUUCAAAAAAGGCCAAGAAGCAGCCAUCAUUUUGUUAACAAGGGCACACUGCUACACUACUCAGUAUCUAUCAC
This is a messenger RNA of Orbicella faveolata, 1117 nucleotides long. RefSeq names its product mRNA turnover protein 4 homolog. NCBI's taxonomy places the organism in Eukaryota, Metazoa, Cnidaria, Anthozoa, Scleractinia, Merulinidae. Gene Ontology annotation, molecular function: RNA binding. The record is from RefSeq and is a predicted model, not a curated record. Gene Ontology annotation, cellular component: preribosome, large subunit precursor; nucleolus. Gene Ontology annotation, biological process: rRNA processing; nuclear-transcribed mRNA catabolic process; ribosomal large subunit biogenesis.